CACGGGGCGGGCGAUGACGUCACCAGUGACGUCACGCCGUCCCCCCCCCCCCCCCCCCCCCCCGCAGCCACCUCGGACGGGACCCCCGAGGGGCUGGAGAAUCGCCAGGGCGGGGCCUGCCUGACCCGGGCCAUGAGGGUCACCCUGCGCGUGGGACAGCGCCCCGGCGCGGAGCGCGCCGCUGGACCAGGACGGACAGACUCAGCCAAUCAGACGAGCCCGCCCGGGCCGGGCCCGCCCCCCGCGCGGGGGGGGGCGGUGCUGGGGGGCGCGGGCUCGAGCCCCGAUCUUGAACCCAAAUCGUCGAUUUUAGGGUCCCGAAUCCUCAUUUUUUGGGGGAAAAAAGUCAUUUUUAGCGCCCGAUGCCUCUUUUCGGACACCCCGAGCCUUCCUUCGAGAAAGUUAAAUCCCCAUUUUGGGGGGAAAUCCGCAAUUCCUGCACCUGAAACGCGUUCGAAGCUCCGAAAUUUCCUCACAAAAACCCCAAAUUCCUCAAAAAAUCCCGAAUUCCCUCACUCGAACCCCAAAUUCUCCGUCACGGGCAUCCGGCUGACGUCACCGUGGGAGGGGGGGGGGGAGGGGAGGGGACACCCACGCGGGGCCGGGGUGACUCACGCGGUGUCACCACGCGGUGACGGGGACGCGGCGCCGGCACUCGCGGGGCCGGCGGCACCCGGGGCACACGCGGGGACGGGUGAGGGACCCGCGGGGACAGCGGGCACGGGGCCACCCGUGGCGUGGCGUGGCGUGGGGGGCACCCGCGGCGUGGGGAGGGCGGAGCCAGAGCCGGAAGGGAGCGAUGAUUGGCUGCCAGGCGAGAGGCGCGCUGUGAUUGGCCGGUUCCUGGAGAGCGUCGCGGGAUCGGUGCCCGUCCCUGCCCCCUAA
Corvus hawaiiensis (hawaiian crow) is the source of this 885-nucleotide messenger RNA. It is a transcript of the gene EFNB3, whose product is annotated as ephrin B3. The record is from RefSeq and is a predicted model, not a curated record. Lineage: Eukaryota; Metazoa; Chordata; Aves; Passeriformes; Corvidae. The transcript has 8 exons. The annotation marks the transcript as partial.